Paramecium tetraurelia is the source of this 996-nucleotide messenger RNA. RefSeq lists its product as uncharacterized. The record is from RefSeq and is a predicted model, not a curated record. NCBI's taxonomy places the organism in Eukaryota, Ciliophora, Oligohymenophorea, Peniculida, Parameciidae. The transcript has 3 exons.
AUGGCCUAGCAUCUGUAGGACAGCGAACUAUUAACAGCAAAACCUAACGUUCACAAUGGAUAGGAUCUGGUUAUUUAGGGUUCGGGUACACAAGAACAAAGCGAUUCGAGCUUUUCAUCCCAACAUUUAUGUUCUAGCCAAUAGAGUAGUCAUAGGAACAUCAAUCUUAGUCAGAGUUCAUUUAAGAAGAUCAGCAAGAGUAGUUCGGAUCUUUAGAACUUCACAAACAAACAUGCCCACAUAUGUGCCCAUUAUAAUUUCCUCGGGAGAUGUCCUUUGGAACAUUGCAAGUACGAUUAAUUGGUCAAUAUCUGUAGAAAGAGACACAUUUUUGUAUCCGAAGACGAUGGUUUAAGCGAUCUAAUAUCUGACAAUAUUGAUUUAAUCGACAACCUCACAAGCAGCGGAAACAAACUCAAACUGCCCCAUACUACCUAUGGAACUUAGCUAUCUAAAUAUAGAAAAUGUAAAUCCAAUACUAAAGAAUUUUGUGAGAAAUUGGAGCACAAGUUCAUAAGUUAGGAAUAAAUACAUUUUGGCGAUUUUCCUAUAUAAAACUUUUGGAAUUGGAAUGCCUUUGCUUUGCAAUCCUUUUCCGUCAAGUCCCAACCUGAUCUGGGCAAUACUCUACAAGAGAAUAAAUAUUUCAGCCAAUUAAUUAAACCCAAACCUCUUGUGGAUUACAAAUAGGCUUCUGAAAUUUUAGAGAAUUCUUCAUCAGCUCUAAACAUUUCGAAUGAGAUCAAAAAAAAUCUAAUGUCCAAGCUGAAAUCCGACAUUGAUAAGAUGUAAUAAAAAAUAAAGACGAUCUCUAUGCUAAAAAAAUGGAUAACCAAUCAGUAAGUGGAUUAGAACGAAUACAAGAACUUGUACUCCUCUCUUUCCUAAAUUCAAUAGAUCCAUUAUACUAAUUUCCUAAGGAUCACCAACAUUUCAAUAUCCAAUUAAGCAAAACUCAACAAUUAGUUUCAAAGUGUCAAUUACAUAUAAUAAUGA